Messenger RNA from Labrus mixtus (cuckoo wrasse), 3762 nucleotides. It is a transcript of the gene atp13a2, whose product is annotated as ATPase cation transporting 13A2. The transcript has 29 exons. Lineage: Eukaryota; Metazoa; Chordata; Actinopteri; Labriformes; Labridae. Gene Ontology annotation, molecular function: ATPase-coupled monoatomic cation transmembrane transporter activity; P-type ion transporter activity; ATP hydrolysis activity. Gene Ontology annotation, biological process: autophagosome-lysosome fusion; regulation of mitochondrion organization; intracellular calcium ion homeostasis. The record is from RefSeq and is a predicted model, not a curated record. Gene Ontology annotation, cellular component: membrane. Bases 231 to 3629 code for a protein of 1132 amino acids.
CUCGGUGUCAGACGCUCCAAGCUCCGCGCUCAGGUAAAAAAAAGAGGAAACUGCAGCAGAUGCAGGACGGUGAAGUGGGAUUGACCAGCGGAAGAACUGAAAUGUCUUGUCAUUUUAAAGGAUAAUUCUUGUAGAAAUCACGGCUUCGAGUUAACGGUAGUGUUGUGGAUCCGCAGAGCGGACUCCCCUCACCCAGUCCACGGGACCCCCUGCUCAGUCCUGAGUCACACAUGGAUGUUCAGGGAUAUAAGUGGGUGCGAUGGCGUGUGUGGUUGUGCCGUCUCGGUGCCCUGCUGUCCUUGGGUCUCCUCCUGAUUGUGUUUCACUGGCGCCCGCGGCUUGCUGUCCUCGCCCGCUGCCGCUCCUGCCCUCUGGCUUUGGCAGAUGUUCUGCUAUUAAAAGACAGUUUUAGUCAAGAGCAUGUGGUGGAGGUCUUCAAAGAGGAGAUAGAGGAGGGCAGUUUGGACUUGCUGGGAGAGCUGGAGGACACCGAGUGGAUAGAUACAGUUCAGCUCUGCAGGGACGACAACACGCUGAUGCGCUACUAUCUGUUUGAAGGACUGCGCUUCAUCUGGCUGGAUAGAAAAGGAGCUUUCUGUCGUGUUAGUGUCCUCAAUGAGGACUGGACCUGCAAGGACCUGUAUGGUUUCCAAAAGGGCCUGAGUCACCUGGAGCAGAGCUCAAGGAGACGCAUGUAUGGGCCCAACAUUAUCGAUGUGCCUGUGAAGCCUUACACCAAGCUGCUGUUUGAGGAGGUCCUCAACCCGUUCUAUGUGUUCCAACUGUUCAGCAUUUGCUUGUGGAUCGUUGAUAAUUAUUUUAUUUAUGCUGUGUGUAUAUUCAUCGUCUCCCUGGUGUCCAUCUGUAUCUCACUCUACGAGAUCCGCAAGCAAAGUGUCACUCUUCGCAACAUGGCUCGGAUGGUCACUAAUGUCACAGUACGGAGGCGGUCAGGAGUUGAAGAGUGCGUGAGCUCGUUGGACCUGGUCCCAGGUGACUGUAUCAUCGUCCCUCAGGAAGGUCUGAUCCUGCCCUGUGAUGCUGCCCUGCUGGCUGGGGAGUGUCUGGUCAAUGAGAGCAUGCUAACAGGUGAAAGUGUCCCAGUUCUGAAAACCCCACUGCCUGCUGGUGACGGGAGGUACAGCUCAGAAACUGAGCGCAGACACACCCUCUUCUGUGGUACACACCUAAUCCAGGCCAAAGGGGUGGGGCCAGAAGGCAAUGGUGUGGUCGCUAUAGUCACGAGCACUGGGUUUUUCACAGCCAAAGGGAACCUGGUCAGCUCCAUUUUGUAUCCUCAGCCAACAAACUUCCGCUUCUACAAAGAUUCGGUCAAAUUCCUGCUUAUCCUGGGCUUCAUCGCUCUUUUUGGCACCAUUUACAGUUUUGUGGUCCUCUUCAAAUCCCAUGCCACCUGGGUAGAGUUGGUGAUUAGAAGCCUGGACAUUGUGACCAUUGCAGUGCCCCCUGCACUGCCUGCUGCCAUCACCACUGGCAUCAUCUACUCCCAGCACAGGCUGAAGAAACAGGGCGUCUUCUGCAUCAGUCCACCACGCAUCAAUGUCUGCGGCAAGGUCUCACUCUUCUGCUUCGACAAGACAGGAACUCUCACAGAGGACGGCCUGGAUGUGUGGGGCGUGAUGGAGGCGGGGCCUGCCGGUUUCUCAGAGCUGGUACCAGAGCCUAAACUCCUGCUGCCGGGCAACAUGCUCUCUGGCCUGGCCAGCUGUCACACUGUGACACUGCUACAAGGUCAGCCCCUCGGAGACCCUCUGGAGCUGAAGAUGAUCGAGUCCACUGGUUGGACACUCGAGGAGCCAGAGGGAGGUGGGAAUGAAUUGGAUGCAGAGUUUGGAGGACACAAGGUUUUGGCUGUCAUGAGACCGCCGACUCAACAGUACCAAGCUCUAGGACCUUCCACCAGCGAGCCUGUGGCCAUUGUUCAGAGGUUUCCCUUCUCCUCGGCCCUGCAGAGGAUGAGUACGGUGACGGUGGCCGCCGGGGGGCGCUGGCCUCUAGCUUUUAUUAAAGGAUCCCCGGAGAUGGUGGCUAGUCUGUGCAUAGCAGAAACCAUGCCGGCCAACUUCUCCAACAAACUGCACAACUUCUCCAGUGAAGGCCUCAGAAUUCUUGCACUCGCGUACAAGCCAUUAGACGUGAACACUGACUUAAAGAAUAUUGAACGAGGGGAGGUCGAGAAGGACAUGCAGUUCCUGGGCUUUCUGAUUAUGAAGAACCUGGUGAAGCCAGAGAGUCCCAGAGUUAUUAAUGUCCUGAGACUGGCAAACAUUCGUAGCGUCAUGGUCACCGGGGAUAACAUUUUAACAGCAAUCAAUGUAGCAAAAUGCUGUGGGAUGAUGGGAUCUGACGAGAAGGUGAUAUUCGUCAAUGUCAUCCCUCACACCAACACGUCCCUGCCUGUGCUGAGGUUCAACCUGGAAACCGAAGGGACGACUGCCGCCCAAAGCUCUGUAGAGGUCAUCACUCAGGGUCUUUACCAGGGAGGCUUUGGCUAUCACUUGGCUAUUUCUGGCAAGUCCUUUGCUGCACUCUGUGAAAACUUCCCUGAAUAUCUGCCAAAGGUUUUGUUGCGAACCACAGUAUUUGCUCGCAUGACUCCUGACCAGAAAACUCAGCUGGUGAAAGAGCUGCAGAAACUUAACUAUUGCGUUGGCAUGUGUGGGGACGGGGCCAACGACUGCGGGGCCUUAAGAGCUGCUGACAUCGGGGUUUCUCUGUCUGAGGCCGAGGCUUCAGUGGCGUCCCCUUUCACCUCUAAGACUAAAAACAUCAGCUGUGUGCCGCUGCUUAUCAGAGAGGGCCGGUGUUCCCUGGUGACCUCCUUCAGCCUCUUCAGAUACAUGGCUCUGUACAGCAUCGUUCAGUUUUCCUCCAUCCUCAUCCUCUACACGAUGAAUACGAGCAUGUCCGACCUGCAGUUCCUGUUCUGUGACAUCUUUGUGGUGACUCUGCUGGCCUUCGUGAUGGGAAAAGGAGGUCCCAGUAGAGAGCUGCACCCCCGCAGACCCCCGGCCAGUCUGCUGGGUCUGCCUGUCCUGGGCAGCCUGUUCAUCCACAGCUGUAUGAGCGUCCUGGGCCAGCUGGCUGCGCUCUUCAUCACCGCCUCACAGGACUGGUACGUUCCACUCAAUUCAACAGUUUUUGGAACAGAAAAUCUGCCCAACAUGGAGGACACCAGCUUGUUUGCCGUGUCAGGUUUCCAGUACAUCAUCAUGGCUGUGGUGGUGACAAAGGGAUACCCUCACAAGAAACCUCUCUAUCACAACGUGCUUUUCCUCUGCUUACUGAUUGUUCUCUUUGCCCUGAUGACUUGGCUGGUCGUGUACCCGGGGGCUUGGGUUUGCCGAGAACUUCAACUGUACGACUUCUCAGACGUGGAUUUCAAACUGCUGCUCGUUGCCGUGGCUGCGCUCAACUUCCUCAUUUGUUUUGUUGCAGAGGCGCUGAUAGACCUGGGUAUGCUGAACUGUCUCCGGUUGCUGCGUGGAACGCGUCAGUCCAAGAAACAGUAUAAACGUCUGAAUGCCCUUUUGGCUAACUCUCCGUCAUGGCCGCCUCUCAAUCAAGCCCUGUCGCCCACAAAUCAGACUGUCAUCUUCCUUAGCUAGCGUCUGCUUCCCCCCCCCCGUCGGACACUGUCAAACAAACCAAACGAUGCUGUUGAUGUCUGCAUGGCAGCUCAGCCCAACCAACAAUGCAGAAUCCUGUUUACAUGUGAAUAAAACUAUUUUAUUAAGAUUA